Molecule: messenger RNA, 2608 nt
Organism: Coccinella septempunctata (seven-spotted ladybird)
Lineage: Eukaryota; Metazoa; Arthropoda; Insecta; Coleoptera; Coccinellidae
Product: GPI ethanolamine phosphate transferase 1-like
Exons: 1
Coding region: 46-2565 (839 amino acids)
Biological process (GO): GPI anchor biosynthetic process
Cellular component (GO): endoplasmic reticulum membrane
Molecular function (GO): mannose-ethanolamine phosphotransferase activity
Source: RefSeq, a predicted model, not a curated record
UCUUGUCAGUGAUUGAAAUUUCGAAUUUUGGAACUACUCUUCAAAAUGUUCUUGUAUUUCCUAAUAUCCUGUUUCGUUCAUUUGUUCCUACUGAAAGCCGUUAUAGACUCCUACUUCAGAAGUAUCAUCGAACUAGAUUUGCCAUUAACGAAUUCGACAAGCAAGCCUGCAGCUAAGAGAGUUGUUCUGAUCGUAGUGGAUGGCCUGAAAGCAAGCGCCGUCUUCGAAAGAAUCGAUAGUUACACCCCAUUCCUCACAUAUUUAAGGAAAAAUAAGGCUUCUUGGGGAGUUUCCAGAGGAAAAGCUCCAACAGAAUCAAGAGUUGGACACGUAGCUAUCGUAGCCGGGUUCCGAGAAGAUCCAAGAGCCAUUGUGAGCAAUUUCCGUCAGUAUCCAGUGAGGUACGAUAGCGUUAUGGAACAAAGCAAUCACGCUUGGGUUUUUGCGGGUUCGGACCGUAUGGGAACUAUUUUCGGCAAAUAUGCCACGUCUAAUGUUGAAAUAUUUUCACCCCGACCUUAUACUUACACGGAAAAACCUAUUGGGGACGAAUUGACUCUAUCUACCUUCAGAAAAACCUUUAACGACUCCAAAAAGACAUACAAUUUAACCGGUUCCAAAAAUUUGAUUGUUGUUCUUCUCCCUGACAUGGAUGCUUAUGGUCAUCAUCACCCUGAAAACUACUCGAAGGCUUUGAUUGACGUGGACAAGAAGGUACAGGAAAUAUCGAAUAUAAUCGAAAAAACUUUCAAGGACGACUUGACCACUUUCUUAUUCACAUCUGAUCAUGGCAUGUUCAAACAAGGACACGGUUCUAACGUGGAGGAUUGUAUAUUAACGCCAUUCGUAGCAUGGGGUGCAGGAAUAGAAAUAAACACAGAACGUAAAGAUGUGUCCAAUAUCGAUAUAGCUCCCCUCAUUGCCGUUCUACUGGGUAUCCACUUUCCAACCAACUCAUAUGGCAAAUUGCCAGUAGCUUACCUCGAUGCAGAUAACACCACGAAACUUCAACUUAUCUCACAGAACUUGAUUCAAAUACUUAACAUUUUCAAGGCAAAAAGAGAACGUUUGUCCAAAAAUAUGUUGAUAGAAAGGAGUAUUUUGGAUAUUCAAGGAUUAGAAAAAACCCUGGCCAAAUUUCUGGAAGGGAACGUUCAAAGUUUUGAAGAAUCCUUCAAGAGAUGUGAACUUAUGUACAAUGAAAUUUUAGGAGCCAUCGAUAAAGUCCGAUUUUAUUUCGUUUGUGAUAUUUUAGCGCUUUCUUUGAUUUAUCUCUUCUUUUGGAUUUUAUAUUUGUUGUUAAGAUUAAUACCGAACAAUGUCAAAGAGAAGGAAAACCGUGUUCUUCCGGCUGUUUUGCUUGUAAGUUUCCACGCAUUUAUUCUAUUAAUGCAUUGCUUUUUUGAUAUAUUCCCUCUUUUAUGUGUUCUCCCUUUCGGCACAUUUUGUAUAUGCCUCACUAGCAUAAAAAAAAUCAACAGCAUAUCCAAAAAUAUCCUCGACUUUCCUCCUCAAUCUCAGAUGUGCGUAUUCUUUUUGUUCAUAUUAUCAAUCUUUCUUGCUUUAUAUUUACGUUCGCUGCUCUCUUAUACAGUUAUUUCGAUGGCUCCCAUAUUGUUUUUUGAAGGACAAAAUUUGAAAGAGGAUAAAUUCAGAAAUGUUUGGUUUGUCCUUUGUUUGAUUCUAUCAGGUUUCCCUCUUAUCACACCACACAUCGAAUGGAACAUGGAUGGGACGAAUUAUUAUAUAAUAGGUUCUUUCAUUUGGCAUUUCCUGAUAGGCUGUAUUUUUCGAAAUUUUUUCGAUUCCAGCGAAUCUUCAGUUUUGACGAAACUUCAGAUAAUAAUCAAUUCGAUCCAAUUAUUCUGCUCUUUCUCCAUGAGUUUUGUUAGUUUUUUCCAGAUCAAAGGUCAUGAAGAUUACGUUUUUUACAUUGGUUUCAUUCCAAUUAUUCUCAUUCCUUUUUCAAUGAAAAUGCCUGAUGUGAGGAUGGUAACAAUCUUCAUGGCUUUCGCAACCGUUUACAUGAUUGAAGCGAAACCGUUCGCCCUAAUAUUUCUCACCUUCUUCACGAUGUUCUUGCUCACUUGGAAAAUCGUGGAAACUCAACAUCUGAAGUCGCGAGGUUUUGUGAAUUUCAGAAAUUUCUGGAUUCUGAUAGGAGUGAGUAUGUUGGGUUUCUUAGGAAUAAUUAACUAUUGGAAGAUAAAUAUUCCUUUCACUGAACCAACCAUUCAGCUGGAUUUAAUUUACUCAUUCAAACUCUUCACGACAAUGAUCUUUACUGGUUGUAUAUUCAAUUAUAUCGUAUCUAGGACAGGAGUGGAUCAGAAUUUCUGUUUUACUUGUAUAGAAGUAUUUUUUAGCUCCAUGAUUUUUCAUUUUAUAUGUAUUAUUCAGAAUGAGGGCUCUUGGUCGGAGAUAGGGUUAAGUUUUGUAAGGUUCAAUAUCGUGAAUUUUUUUCCUCUCGCAACAAUGUUUUUUAGUUUUAUAUCAUAUUUUUUAAUGAAUAUAGGAUCUUCAGAUCUCUUUGGAAAAUUUUAUUUCAUACUGGACUGCCAUUGAUAUACUUAUGUAUUUUGAAUAAAGAUUAAGUUUUGUGUAAAAA